CGAAAACCCAUCUCCACCAUGAGAAAACGGCAAACGACCCACCAAAACGGACACAAAGUCUCCACUCCAGACAGAGAGAGAGAAACAGAGGCGGCGGUACCAAACCACCACCGCAAGGUGACGGCCCACCCCUCCGGGGUCUCGCUUCCUCUCGCUCCCUCCUCACGACGAGUCUCUGGAUCGACUGGCCGUCGUCCAAUCGCUGAAGAUUUCCUUCCGCUGAGGGAUUAAAUCCUUUUUGUAAGUUAUGCAUGUCACUCCCUGGGGCGCAUGUUGAUGAUGUGGAGAGACUUUCUUGUUGCAGAGGAUCAUCGCAUGACACUGGUUGCAUUGAUGACAAAGGCCUCUCAGUCCAUCUGUUCAAUAGUCAGGAUACUCUUGCCUCUAGUUCGUAUGUUAGCUUUAGGGUUACUGAGGUUACACUUCCCAGUGGGGACAAGUAUUGUGGCACAUUACUGGGUAACGUGCCAGAGGGAUCAGGGAAAUAUGUUUGGUCCAAUGGUUGUACUUACGAGGGCGAGUGGAGGAGAGGGAUGAGGCAUGGGCAUGGAAAAAUCAUGUGGUCUUCAGGAGCUGUUUAUGAUGGAGAAUUUUCUGGUGGAUACAUGCAUGGGAAUGGCACCUACAGUGGACCAGACAACUUGACCUACAAGGGACGGUGGAAGUUAAAUCUCAGACAUGGUCUGGGAUAUCAAACAUAUCCUAAUGGAGAUAUCUUUGAAGGAUCUUGGAUCCAGGGAGUGAUAGAAGGCCAUGGUAAGUAUGCUUGGGCUAAUGAAAACAUGUAUAUUGGUAACAUGAAAGGAGGAAAAAUGUCUGGGAAGGGUACUUUUACUUGGAAAAAUGGUGACUCGUAUGAAGGUAAUUGGUUGGAUGGAAUGAUGCAUGGUUUUGGAGUCUAUACUUGGGUUGAUAGUGGCUGCUAUGUUGGAACAUGGACCAGAGGUUUGAAGGAUGGAAAAGGAUUCUUCUAUCCACAUGGAAGCAAAAUUCCAGCUGGACAAGAACUUUAUCUUAAUGCUUUAAGAAAGCGAGGCCUGUUACCUGAUUUCAAGAGACAAAACCAUGGCUCACGCAUCCUUCAUGCUUCAUCUGUUGAUAUGGGAAAUAUGAAGGUCGGUGAAACUCGAGAAUCAGGUAACGUUCCAACUAUAAGUGUUCCCAAAGGACACCUGAUAAAUUUUGAGCAGUCUCGGGCCAAACAUGUGUCAUUGGAGCGGCGGUGGAGUCUCGAGGUUGCUAUAGAAAAAGUUAUUGGACAUGAUAUGACACUAGAAUCUGUUGCAGAGAGUGAUGAAAAAGCAGUUGAUACAAAUGUUCCAAUCCUUGAGAGGGAGUACAUGCAAGGAGUUUUAAUUAGUGAGGUAGUAAUCAGCAACAGCUUUUUAAUGUCACCUAGAAAAGCAAAGAGACGUCAAAAGAGACUGAUGAAGGAAAUAAAAAAGCCAGGCGAGGCAAUAAUAAAAGGACAUAGGAGUUAUGAUCUAAUGCUCAGCCUUCAGCUUGGAAUCAGGUAUACUGUAGGAAAAAUUACACCAAUACAAAGACGUGAAGUUCGUGCCUCAGACUUUGGGCCUAGAGCAAGCUUUUGGAUGAACUUUCCAAAAGAAGGUUCACAGCUCACACCUCCUCAUCGUGCAGAAGAUUUUAAAUGGAAAGACUAUUGUCCAAUGGUGUUCAGAAAUUUACGGGAGAUGUUCAAGAUUGAUGCUGCAGAUUAUAUGAUGUCAAUAUGUGGUAGUGCUGCACUGAGAGAGCUUUCUUCUCCAGGGAAGAGUGGUAGUAUCUUCUUUCUUUCUCAGGAUGAUCGGUUCAUGAUUAAGACCCUCCGCAAAUCUGAGGUUAAGGUCUUGUUGCGAAUGCUUCCCAACUAUUACCAUCAUGUGCGUACUUAUGAAAAUACACUCAUCACUAAAUUUUUUGGCCUUCACAGGGUUAAACCUUCUAGUGGGCAAAAGUUCCGGUUCGUUGUAAUGGGAAACAUGUUUUGCACAGAAUUGAGAAUUCACCGUAGAUUUGAUUUGAAAGGAUCAUCCUUGGGGCGGUCAACUGAUAAUGUUGAAAUAGAUGAGAACACAACCCUUAAAGACUUGGAUCUAGAUUACUGCUUUUAUUUGGAACCUUCUUGGAGAGAUGCUUUACUCAAACAAAUUGAAAUUGACAGCAAAUUCUUGGAGACUCAGCGCAUAAUGGAUUACAGUCUAUUACUAGGUGUGCAUUAUAGAGCUCCACGGCACUUACAAUCCUAUGUAUCUUUUCAUCAAAAUGUGACAGCAGAUGGAUUGACUGCUCGACCAGAAGAAGAUACACAGGAGGAUGAGAUUUUCAACUACCCACAAGGCCUUGUUUUAGUCCCACGUGUAAGUGAUGGAAAUAGUGUUGUCGUCGGUCCUCAUAUUCGAGGAAGCCGUUUGCGUGCAUCAGCGGCUGGUUUUGUGGAAGUGGAUCUGCUUCUUCCAGGCACAGCAAGGCUCCAAAUCCAGCUAGGAGUCAACAUGCCUGCAAGGGCAGAGCAUAUCCCUAGAGAUGACGGGACGGAGUUGAUCCAUGAAGUUUACGACGUGGUUCUUUAUCUAGGAAUCAUCGACAUUCUGCAGGAAUAUAACAUGACUAAGAAAAUUGAACAUGCCUACAAAUCACUUCAGUUUGAUUCUAUUUCCAUCUCAGCAGUAGACCCUGAGUUCUACUCUCAGCGGUUUCUGAAAUUUAUCCAAACAGUUUUCCCUGAAAAUGCAUAAUAUUCGAUGUAUUUGCUCAAUAUUUCCUCGGUGAGAGUCAUAAUCUUUGGUUUCA
Molecule: messenger RNA, 2793 nt
Organism: Musa acuminata AAA Group (dessert banana)
Lineage: Eukaryota; Viridiplantae; Streptophyta; Magnoliopsida; Zingiberales; Musaceae
Product: phosphatidylinositol 4-phosphate 5-kinase 9
Exons: 9
Coding region: 252-2738 (828 amino acids)
Biological process (GO): phosphatidylinositol phosphate biosynthetic process
Cellular component (GO): plasma membrane
Molecular function (GO): ATP binding; 1-phosphatidylinositol-4-phosphate 5-kinase activity
Source: RefSeq, a predicted model, not a curated record